Messenger RNA from Arabidopsis lyrata subsp. lyrata, 3577 nucleotides. RefSeq names its product transcriptional corepressor SEUSS. The record is from RefSeq and is a predicted model, not a curated record. Gene Ontology annotation, biological process: negative regulation of transcription by RNA polymerase II; positive regulation of transcription by RNA polymerase II. The coding region runs from base 561 to 3173 and encodes 870 amino acids. Gene Ontology annotation, cellular component: nucleus; transcription regulator complex. The transcript is spliced from 10 exons. NCBI's taxonomy places the organism in Eukaryota, Viridiplantae, Streptophyta, Magnoliopsida, Brassicales, Brassicaceae.
AACCCAGAAACAACAAUUUGUAGGCGGCAGAGAAAUUGUUUUUACUUCUUUUUGUUUUCUCUUUGUUUUUUUGUGUUAUUAUCCCCAAACCCAGCAAAAAAAACCCUAAAAGACUACAAAUUUCUUCAAGUUUUUGUUCAUCGGAAGUUUUCAGAUAGAAAAGAGUUGAUUUUGUUUUGUAAAGUUUCUCCCUUUUUGUUUGAUUCUCUUUGAUUUGAGUCUUAUCGGAGACUUAUUCUUCAAUUCCAGCUCUGGGUGGUGAGUUCGAAAUGGAGUAGAUUUGCUUAAUUUGGAUCUGUAAAUUCAUUAGUAAUCAACAGAGACAGUGUUGGUUGGUUCUAGAAUGUUCGACACGGAAUCUCAUCACUCAGAUUCAGCGCUUUUCGACAUCUGUUUCGUGGAAUUUACGACUCUGAAGCUUAUAUUUACUCAGAAAGAAGACGUUUCUUCAACUUCAUUGUGUAUUGGAGAUAUCUUUGCUCCUACACAGAGCUGAGUUUUAUAACAUCGUCAGUUUUGUUCUUGCUUUUGUUGAUUGUGAAGUUGUGAAUUGUAAGAGUAUGGUACCAUCAGAGCCGCCUAAUCCUGUUGGUAGUGGCGAAAACGUUCAGCCUUCGAUUUUAGGAGGACAAGGAGGAGCUCCUCUUCCUUCUCAACCUGCAUUUCCUUCACUUGUUUCUCCGCGUACUCAGUUUGGUAACAACAUGAGUAUGAGUAUGCUUGGGAAUGCCCCAAACAUAUCUUCACUCCUGAAUAAUCAGUCUUUUGUAAAUGGUAUUCCCGGUUCUAUGAUUUCUAUGGAUACAAGUGGUGCUGAGUCAGACCCGCUGUCUAAUGUCGGGUUUAGUGGUUUGUCAUCUUUUAAUGCGUCGAGUAUGGUGUCCCCGCGCUCAUCAGGUCAAUUACAGGGUCAGCAAUUCUCGAAUGUUUCGUCUAACCAGUUGUUGGCAGAGCAACAACGGAAUAAGAAAUUGGAGCCUCAGAAUUUUCAACAUGGUCAGCAGCAGUCAAUGCAACAGCAGCAGUUUUCAACAGUGCGUGGAGGCGGGUUAGCAGGUGUGGGAUCUGUCAAGAUGGAACCUGGUCAGGUUUCGAACGAUCAGCAGCAUGGUCAAGUACAACAGCAGCAACAGAAAAUGUUAAGAAACCUAGGAUCAGUAAAGUUGGAACCGCAACAACUUCAGGCCAUGAGGAACUUGUCCCAAGUGAAAAUGGAACCUCAACAUUCAGAGCAGUCAUUGUUUCUCCAACAGCAGCAGAGGCAACAACAGCAACAACAACAACAAUUUCUUCAAAUGCCGGGGCAAUCUCCUCAGGCUCAAAUGAACAUAUUUCACCAGCAGAGACUUAUGCAACUGCAACAACAGCAACUUCUGAAAUCAAUGCCUCAACAGCGUCCUCAAUUACCACAGCAGUUCCAACAGCAGAGUUUACCUCUGAGGCCACCUCUGAAACCAGUGUAUGAACCUGGCAUGGGUGCUCAGCGUCUUACACAGUAUAUGUACAGACAACAACAUAGGCCUGAAGACAAUAACAUUGAGUUCUGGAGAAAAUUUGUAGGUGAGUACUUUGCUCCUAAUGCCAAAAAGAGAUGGUGCGUUUCUAUGUAUGGCAGUGGCCGGCAAACAACAGGCGUUUUCCCUCAGGAUGUGUGGCACUGUGAGAUAUGUAACCGAAAGCCUGGACGUGGUUUUGAGGCGACCGCCGAAGUCCUCCCGCGGCUUUUCAAGAUUAAGUAUGAGAGUGGCACUCUAGAGGAGCUGCUAUAUGUUGAUAUGCCAAGGGAAUCCCAGAAUUCCUCGGGACAAAUUGUUUUGGAGUACGCCAAAGCAACACAAGAGAGUGUGUUUGAGCAUCUUCGAGUUGUUCGUGAUGGCCAGCUUCGAAUAGUCUUCUCUCCAGAUCUUAAGAUAUUCUCCUGGGAAUUUUGUGCUCGGCGGCAUGAAGAGCUUAUUCCACGAAGGCUUUUGAUACCGCAGGUUAGUCAGCUUGGGUCGGCAGCUCAGAAAUAUCAGCAAGCCGCUCAAAAUGCAACAACAGAUUCUGCUCUUCCCGAGUUACAAAAUAAUUGCAACAUGUUUGUUGCGUCUGCUAGACAAUUGGCAAAGGCCCUGGAAGUACCACUCGUGAAUGAUUUGGGAUACACAAAGAGAUAUGUUCGGUGUUUGCAGAUCUCGGAGGUGGUAAAUAGUAUGAAGGACUUGAUUGAUUAUAGCAGAGAAACAAGAACAGGACCUAUCGAGAGUUUAGCCAAGUUUCCUCGGAGAACAGGCCCUUCAUCUGCACUGCCCGGUCCUUCUCCUCAGCAGGCCAGUGACCAGCUAAGGCAGCAGCAGCAGCAGCAGCAGCAACAACAGCAGCAGCAGCAACAGCAACAGCAGCAAACAGUUUCCCAGAAUACAAACAACGAUCAAAGUAGUAGGCAAGUUGCACUAAUGCAGGGUAAUCCCAGCAAUGGUGUAAAUUAUGCCUUUAAUGCGGCCUCUGCAUCCACCUCCACCAGCAGCAUCGCAGGGCUCAUCCACCAGAAUUCAAUGAAGGCAAGGCAUCAGAAUGCUGCUUACAAUCCUCCAAACAGCCCCUAUGGAGGAAACUCUGUUCAGAUGCAAUCACCUAGUUCCUCGGGUACCAUGGUGCCAUCAUCGCAGCAACAACACAACUUGCCUACAUUUCAGUCUCCAACAUCCUCAUCUAAUAACAAUAAUCCCUCUCAAAACGGGAUACAAUCUGUUAAUCACAUGGGUUCCACAAACUCACCAGCAAUGCAACAGGCGGGUGAGGUUGAUGGAAACGAGUCUAGCUCGGUGCAGAAGAUACUGAAUGAAAUCCUGAUGAACAACCAAGCUCAUAAUAGCUCAGGAGGAAGCAUGGUUGGGCAUGGGUCUUUCGGGAAUGAUGGGAAGGGUCAAGCUAAUGUAAAUAGUUCUGGUGUUUUGCUGAUGAAUGGCCAAGUGAACAACAACAACCCAAGUAUUGGAGGUGCUGGUGGGUUUGGUGGUGGGAUGGGUCAGUCAAUGGCAGCUAACGGAAUCAAUAAUUUAAACGGUAACAAUGGUCUCAUGAACGGAAGAGUUGGGAUGAUGGUGCGGGAUCCAAACAGUCAACAGGAUCUGGGAAACCAACUCUUAGGGGCAGUGAAUGGUUUUAACAAUUUUCAAGAUUGGAAUGCGUGAAAUGAAGAUGAAGAAGAAGAAGAGACUUUGAACGGGUAAUGUUUUGCUUGCGCAGCAUCGCACAACUCAAAACUCAGGAUAAGGAUAGGCCAAUAAGCCGCGAUAUUGUGCUUAAGAAAGGAAAGAGUCAAAUCUUGUACCAAUAACUGGUUUCUAGGUCACCUCCACAAUCACCAUACCAUCUCUUGAGUUACUUGUUUCCUUUUUAUUUUGGGGAGUUUUUCUUAUGCUUUAUAGUUAUAAUGUACAUCUUUCUAUGGGUGUGUUCCUUAGGGCACAUCAUCAGGGAGGCAAUGAAUCAAGCUCUAUCCUUCAUUUAUCUCUCGUCUCUUCCAUGUGUUAACCAAACUUUCCUAAAUUCUGACCACAACGUUGAAUACAUAAUGCCUUUUUGAAACGAAAAA